AUGAGAAUAACGUUAGAAGAUGGAUAUGAUGUGUACUUUGACGAUGAUGAUCUGAGACAAAUGUAUGAAGAACUGAAGUUGGAUCAAAACAAGGAUGACUACAUUACAGUAAAUGAGAUGCGUACCGUGACCCCAGCAGCCUUUUCAGAGUUUGUGGAUAAGUGGACAGAUGCACGACCCCACCUGAAGUCCAGACUAAGUGAACAGGCAUGGAUAUUCCCUGAUACUGUUAAUGAUGAAGUGGUGGAUAAUUUAAAAGAAAGAAUGUUAACUGUGUUGCAGUUGCCUAGGCCAUUAAUUGACAAGUAUGAUGCAAUACAAGUUGUGAAGUAUGGCAUUGGGGGUCAUUAUAAUGCACAUAUUGACUCUGGUGUGGAUACUGGAGAAGAUAAUUCACUUACAUGUUGUCAUCUGAAGUUAGCAAGAAAUUGCAGAAUAUGCAGAUAUGUUACAUUUAUGGUUUACCUCAAUGAUGUAGAAAAAGGAGGAGAAACUGCCUUUCCUGUUGCAAAUAAUAGCACAUAUGAUGUAGAGGCUCUAAGACAUGGAAAGAAAUUAAAUCUGAAUAAAUACUGUAAUAAGUCCAACUUGAUGAUAAAACCAAAGAAGGGUAAAGCAGUGAUUUGGUAUAAUCAUUUUAUAAAUGAGCAAACAGGAUGGUUUGGGCAUACUGAUCAGUUGACAUGGCAUGGAGGAUGUCCUGUUGUAAAAGGCACUAAAUGGAUAUUGAAUAGAUGGAUAAAUGCAACACCAGACAGAAAGUUAGAUUUGAAACCAGAAUAUUAAAUGCACAAUGCAUAAAUACAGAUAAAAUAUUUAUGAAUUUAUUAUUUCUGAGUAAAUAUAAUAAACUGUGCAUAGCUAAUUAUCAAAGGCAAAUUGGGAACAAAUGCAGUUUUUCAAUCUAAAAUGCAGAAAAUAAAGAGAAUUUGACAGCA
Messenger RNA from Saccoglossus kowalevskii, 938 nucleotides. RefSeq names its product transmembrane prolyl 4-hydroxylase-like. Gene Ontology annotation, biological process: peptidyl-proline hydroxylation to 4-hydroxy-L-proline. Gene Ontology annotation, molecular function: procollagen-proline 4-dioxygenase activity; L-ascorbic acid binding; iron ion binding. The record is from RefSeq and is a predicted model, not a curated record. NCBI's taxonomy places the organism in Eukaryota, Metazoa, Hemichordata, Enteropneusta, Harrimaniidae. Gene Ontology annotation, cellular component: endoplasmic reticulum.